UGCAGACACACAUGACACACCUCUCCUCUCUUUUAACAUUGUCAGCUGCUUAAACCUCUCCAUUAAUCUAAUCAAGCACAACUCCAGUUCCUGCUUACUGCCACCUAAUCUGCCAUUUUCUUUUUGAUUGUUUGCUAGUAUCUCUUUCCAUGGAGACAUAAGAAUUGCACCUCCUCCUUGGCCAUGGUAUGUCUCUCCCCUAUCUCUCUCUACUAAAACCUCUCACCUCACCACCAAUCCACCUACUAGUCUUGCAGAGUUGCAAGCAAACUACUAUCUUGUCUCUCACUUAGCCUUCCAACACAAGCAAGAACCGAGAUUAUCUGCAUGUGACACGCCAACAUUUCAAGCUGAUUCUACAAUUCUACAGCAUCCAUCAGCUCAGCUCAGCUGAGCUCAGCUUUCAGUUUUGUUGCAGCAGUGUACUUUCAGACAGUACAGUGUCAAAACUGUCAAGUGUGUGUGGUUUCAGUGACUUGAUUGGUUCGUAGAGUAGAGAGAGAUGCCUCCUGGUCUGAGCAGGAGGAGGCGGCCGGACGCGGCGGCGUUGCUGUGCUGCGUGGUCGCCGUCGUGGCGGCGUGCAUGGUCGGCGGCGCCCUCGCCGCCGACGCCCAGGGCGCGGCGCUGCUCGCGUGGAAGCGCACGCUGCGCGGCGGCGACACGGCCUUGCCUGACUGGAACCCCGCCGACGCGUCGCCGUGCCGGUGGACGGGCGUGAGGUGCAAUGCCAAUGGGCGAGUCACCGAGCUGAGCCUCCAGCAAGUUGACCUGCUCGGCGGCGUGCCGGACAACCUGUCCGCCGCCAUGGGCACCACGCUGGAGCGGCUGGUGCUCGCCGGCGCCAACCUGUCCGGCCCGAUCCCGGCGCAGCUCGGCGACCUGCCGGCGCUGACCCACCUCGACCUCAGCAACAAUGCGCUCACCGGCUCGAUCCCGGCGAGCCUGUGCCGGCCGGGGAGCAAGCUGGAGAGCCUGUACGUGAACUCGAACCACCUGGAGGGCGCCAUCCCGGACGCCAUUGGCAACCUCACGGCGCUCCGCGAGCUCAUCAUCUUCGACAACCAGCUCGACGGCGCCAUCCCGGCGUCCAUCGGGCAGAUGGCCAGCCUCGAGGUGCUCCGCGGCGGCGGCAACAAGAACCUCCAGGGCGCGCUCCCGCCGGAGAUCGGCAACUGCUCCAAGCUCACCAUGCUCGGCCUCGCCGAGACCAGCAUCUCCGGCCCGCUCCCGGCGACCCUCGGCCAGCUCAAGAACCUCAACACGCUCGCCAUCUACACGGCGCUGCUCUCCGGCCCAAUCCCGCCGGAGCUCGGCCGGUGCACCAGCCUGGAGAACAUCUACCUGUACGAGAACGCGCUGUCCGGCUCCAUCCCGGCGCAGCUCGGCGGCCUCGCCAACCUCAAGAACCUCCUCCUGUGGCAGAACAACCUCGUCGGCGUCAUCCCGCCGGAGCUCGGCGCGUGCACGGGCCUCGCCGUCGUCGACCUGUCCAUGAACGGCCUCACCGGCCACAUCCCGGCGUCGCUCGGCAACCUCUCGUCGCUGCAGGAGCUCCAGCUCAGCGUCAACAAGGUGUCCGGCCCCAUCCCGGCCGAGCUGUCGCGGUGCACCAACCUCACCGACCUCGAGCUCGACAACAACCAGAUCUCCGGCGCCAUACCGGCCGAGCUCGGCAAGCUCACGGCGCUCCGCAUGCUCUACCUCUGGGCCAACCAGCUCACCGGCACCAUCCCGCCGGAGAUCGGCGGCUGCGCCGGCCUCGAGUCGCUCGACCUGUCGCAGAACGCGCUCACCGGGCCCAUCCCCCGCUCCCUCUUCCGGCUGCCGCGGCUGUCCAAGCUGCUGCUCAUCGACAACACCCUCUCCGGCGAGAUACCGCCGGAGAUCGGCAACUGCACGUCGCUGGUCCGGUUCAGGGCGAGCGGCAACCACCUCGCCGGCGACAUACCUCCCGAGGUCGGUAAGCUUGGCAGCCUCAGCUUCCUCGACCUCAGCACCAACAGGCUCUCCGGCGCCAUCCCGCCGGAGAUCGCCGGCUGCCGGAACCUCACGUUCGUCGACCUCCACGGCAAUGCCAUCGCCGGCGUGCUGCCGCCGGGACUUUUCCAGGGCACGCCGUCGCUGCAGUAUCUUGACCUCUCGUACAACGCCAUCGGCGGCGCGAUCCCGGCGAACAUCGGGAUGCUCGGGUCACUCACCAAGCUUGUUCUCGGCGGGAACCGGCUCUCCGGCCAGAUACCGCCGGAGAUUGGGUCGUGCUCGCGGCUCCAGCUGCUUGACCUCAGCGGCAACUCGCUCACCGGCGCGAUUCCGGCGAGCAUCGGCAAGAUUCCCGGGCUGGAGAUCGCUCUCAACCUCAGCUGCAACGGCUUGUCCGGCGCGAUACCCAAGGGGUUCGCCGGGCUGGCGCGGCUCGGCGUGCUCGACGUGUCGCACAACCAGCUCACCGGCGACCUCCAGCCGCUGUCCGCGCUCCAGAACCUCGUCGCGCUCAACAUCUCGUACAACAACUUCACCGGCCGCGCGCCGGAGACGGCGUUCUUCGCGAGGCUGCCGGCGAGCGACGUGGAGGGCAACCCGGGGCUGUGCCUCUCGCGGUGCCCCGGCGACGCCAGCGACCGGGAGCGCGCGGCGCGGCGCGCCGCCCGCGUCGCGACCGCCGUGCUCCUCUCCGCGCUCGUCGCCCUCCUCGCCGCCGCGGCGUUCGUCCUCUUCGGCCGGCGCCGGCAGCCGCUGUUCGGCCGCGGGUCGACGAGCCCCGCCGACGGCGACGGCAAGGACGCCGACAUGCUGCCGCCGUGGGACGUCACGCUCUACCAGAAGCUGGAGAUCAGCGUGGGCGACGUGGCGCGCAGCCUCACGCCGGCGAACGUCAUCGGUCAGGGCUGGUCCGGGGCGGUGUACCGCGCGAGCAUCCCGUCCACCGGCGUCGCCAUCGCCGUCAAGAAGUUCCGGUCCUCUGACGAGGCGUCCGUCGACGCGUUCGCCUGCGAGGUCGGCGUGCUGCCGCGCGUGCGCCACCGCAACAUCGUGCGCCUCCUCGGCUGGGCGGCCAACCGCCGGACACGCCUCCUCUUCUACGACUACCUCCCAAACGGCACCCUCGGCGGCCUCCUCCACGGCGGCGGCGCCGCCAUUGGCGCCGCCGUGGUGGAGUGGGAGGUGCGGCUCUCGAUCGCCGUCGGCGUGGCCGAGGGCCUCGCCUACCUCCACCACGACUCUGUGCCGGCGAUCCUCCACCGCGACGUCAAGUCCGACAACAUCCUCCUCGGUGAGCGCUACGAGGCGUGCCUCGCUGACUUCGGCCUCGCCAGAGUCGCCGACGACGGCGCCAACUCGUCGCCGCCGCCGUUCGCCGGAUCGUACGGAUACAUCGCUCCUGAGUACGGGUGUAUGACCAAGAUCACGACCAAGAGCGACGUGUACAGCUUCGGAGUCGUGCUACUAGAGAUAAUCACCGGCCGCCGACCGAUAGAAGCAGCUUUCGGCGAGGGCCAAACUGUGGUGCAAUGGGUACGCGAGCACCUCCACCGGAAACGUGAUCCCGCGGAGGUGAUCGACUCGCGGCUACAGGGCCGAUCGGAUACCCAAGUCCAAGAGAUGUUACAAGCUCUCGGAAUCGCCCUACUAUGUGCUAGCACCCGCCCCGAGGACCGGCCGACCAUGAAGGAUGUGGCAGCAUUGUUACGUGGCCUUCGACACGAUGACAGCGCCGAGGCCCAAAAGGCCGGGUCUGGGUCGGCCAUAAAGUGGGCCGAUCCAAGACAGCCCGGCUCACCAACUAAGCCGAUGGCCCAAGCCCAGGCCCAUUCCCACACCAGCUCACUGGCCUACUCAACAACCGGGAGUGUGUAGUGUAAGUCUAAUCCAGAAGGGAUCAGCCAAACAAAGCACUGUGAUGUCUGUGGCAAUGUGAUGGUGACUGUGUCGUCGUUGAGCUCACCUCGGCCGGGCGGCGCUCGCCGCCGGCGACAAGCCGGCGUGGACAAGCUGGGGUCGGUGGAGUGGAUCGGAGGAGGCAAAGGUGGGGAAGAAGAAUAUGAGGAAGACGCCACCUUGCAUGAAACAAAUUAAGCAGCAAUAAUUCCUCCUCGUGUACUGUACCAUACAUAGCAGUAGCUGGUGCAAUGCAUCUGGUAUUCUGUUGUAUUUAUGUAUAUUAACCCAGGGUAAUUAAUAUCUUGGUAAUCUAUGAUCAAAUGAUUGUGUUCCGGGA
Molecule: messenger RNA, 4217 nt
Organism: Oryza sativa Japonica Group (Japanese rice)
Lineage: Eukaryota; Viridiplantae; Streptophyta; Magnoliopsida; Poales; Poaceae
Product: leucine-rich repeat receptor-like serine/threonine-protein kinase RGI4
Biological process (GO): protein phosphorylation
Molecular function (GO): protein kinase activity; protein binding; ATP binding
Source: RefSeq, a predicted model, not a curated record